Molecule: messenger RNA, 5900 nt
Organism: Hippocampus zosterae (dwarf seahorse)
Lineage: Eukaryota; Metazoa; Chordata; Actinopteri; Syngnathiformes; Syngnathidae
Gene: znf687a
Product: zinc finger protein 687a
Exons: 11
Coding region: 89-3637 (1182 amino acids)
Source: RefSeq, a predicted model, not a curated record
UAAUUUCGGUCGCGCUGAGUGAUGACGUAUUAUUUGCGCGACGGAGUGGAAAGUAAGGAUUCGACUACAUUCGCUGGUUUUUAGCUGAAUGCGGGCAAUGGGGGACGUGAAGACCCCAGACUUUGAUGAUUUGUUGGCGGCGUUUGAUAUUCCCGACAUUGAUGCCAUACAGUCGAGUCCAGAAGAGGACAAUGUGUCUGCUAAUGACAGAAAAAAUUCAUCCCACCCAGACUCCCUUGCCUCACACACUGACCCCCCUCCUGUCAGUGUUAUAGUGAUGAACACCGUGAGGCCCUGUGAAGAUGAUGUUGGAAAAAAAGACAAGACUACAAGCACUCCUUUAGACUCUUGUGUUAAGAUAAAUCUCACUGCUGCCCAAACUGCCAAUAGAUUUAAUGGGUCUGCUGCAAAUGACCAGGAAGGAUCCAACGCAGGACCAUGGCAACAGCAUUCACUGCUGAAGUUGAACGAUGACAACGAAGGGAAUGCAAUGGAGGUUGGCUCGGUCAGAAACAUGAUUGAAGAUGUGACGAGUUUGAAGCCCCAGCCACAACUGGAAUCCACACAGUUGCCUUUUCCUUCCUCUCCGCAGUCCGACUUGCCUCAGAAGGAGGAAGCACACCUCCUCCCACAUGUACCGUCAUCCCCUUUAUCUCACAAUGGGGCCUCUCACUUGGAUGAGGACGACUCUGAACCAGACUUGGGAAGCCCACUGGUGAUCCACGAAAGCCCAGAAUUUGUCAUGCCGUCCCCUCCGAAAUUGAAACACAGCGUCAGACAUCAACCUGAUCUGUGUGUCUCCCCUGAGGCCACCUCAUGUACCCUUGAAGCGUUGACUAAGCAUGAGGAGAAAUCUGUUUCCCUCGCAUCGCCACAACCGUCAGCGAGCGCUCAGAACUGUCAUUUGGCACCUGUGCAAGAAGAGAAAUAUCCAGAGCAUGUGAUUGAUGAGAGGGACUCACCUGAGAGUCCACCGCCGAGUGAGACAGGGCUCCCUUUUCCCAAUAGAAGCCCUGAGUUGGAAAACCACAAGGAGCUUAUGGACAGCGAGCCAAGCCAAGAGGACAGACCUAAUGACAACAGAAAGACUGCAGGAGAUGGUGAAACCGUAAAUGAGGAGUCAUCUUUUGACACCGUGUCUCCAAAAACAGAACCAUCUGAAUUGUUGCCCCUCAAAGUUAAAAUUAAGGUGCCCGCAGGAAGCUUAAUGAAGACGACACUUAAAAGAAGUCCAAAAGCAAAUUCUAAAGGUCCGGAUUCUUCCAAAUUGUCACCAAAGGCUUAUAAUCCGAGAUCUAAGAAGGGCGGUUCCCAGCAAUCUCGUUCAGAAAUGACAGUCAAAGAAAAACGUUCAGUGACCAUCAAACCUAAAUCCUCCCCCAUAGUGGUCAGUGUCGCCAAAACGACACCUCUUCCCUCCAUGACCGACUCAACAGCUGGACCCGGUGGCAUAAACCUGCACUGCCUGGGUCAGAAGACUCUCCAGAGUUCCCCUCAGUGUAGUAGCCGACCUGCCUCCAUAGUCACCAGCGGUGGGGCCAUCGUAUCCAAAAGCCAGACCAACCUGGUGGAAAUCUUCAACAAGAUUCUCACCAAUAAGAACCUGCUGCCCAGCUACAAACCUGAUUUGAGCUCCCCGCCUCCUGCUGAGUGGGGCCUUCCUUUGCCGGCUCAGGGUUACCGCUGUUUGGAGUGUGGCGACGUCUUCGCACUGGAGCAGAGCCUGGCCCGCCACUACGACCGGCGUUCGCUGCGCAUCGAGGUGACAUGCAACCACUGCGCCAAGCGGCUGGCCUUCUACAACAAGUGCAGCCUGCUUUUACACGCCCGGGAGCACAAAGAGCGAGGCCUGAUCAUGCAAUGCUCGCACCUUGUCAUGAAACCUGUGUCCUUGGAGCAGAUGAUAAACCAGAUUGAACUCAGUGGACAGUCCACCUUCCAGGCCAAAGGGCAGCCACAGCAAGCGUCUGUGAACAAGAAAUCUGACACUGUCCGGCACAUUGGUAAUAAAUGUCCAGAAUGUCAGACUCACUUUAGCAGCAAAAUGGAGGUGAUCCAACAUUUCCAAGAAAUCAAACAACCUGAAACCACACAAUGCACCGAAUGCUCCCCUCCGAUGCUGCUGCCCAACACCUGCAGCGCGGCAGCUCAUCAGCGCAUCCAUCAAGGCAGUCCACCGUGCGUUUGCCCCGAGUGCGGUGGCACCGCCAAGCACCAAGUCUUUCAGUCACAUCUGGAACACGCUUGUUUGCACUUUUCACGACGCAUCGGGUACAGAUGCUCCAGUUGUCUGGUGGUGUUUGGAGGGCUGAAUUCAGUGAAGGCGCACAUCCAACAGGCCCACUGUGACAUUUUCCACAAGUGCCCCAGCUGUCCCAUGGCCUUCAAAUCGGCACCCAGUGUACAGAGCCACAUCACAACCCAGCAUCCUGCGUUAACCGAAGGCCAGGCCAUGUUGAUCUACAAAUGUGUGAUGUGUGAUACAGUUUUCACGCACAAGUCCUUGCUGUACGUCCACUUCGAUACACAUUUAGCCACUCAAAAAGUUCACCUGUAUAAAUGUCCCGAAUGCACCAAGAUGUUUUCUCAGAGAAGUGCACUGAUGGAACAUUUUAAGAGCCACAAGACAUCCAAGCAAGAAUUAGCCUCCGCCCCAGCGGCUGCUUCUUUGUGUCCUCAGCCUGCGGUCAAGAUAGAAAGUUCGGACGGGGAAGACGGCGAGAAGGAAGUUAACGCUGAGACUACCAUCACCACGCCAGGGUGGAAGUGCGCUCACUGCCAGGAAUGCUACACUGACUCGGAAGAGUUCAUCAGCCAUAUGGCUAAACAACAUGGCAAGAUCUUAAAGAACUUUCCCUGUAACAAAUGCGAAAGCUCCUUCUCCUCCGCAUCCAGUCUGAGACGCCACGUCCGCGACAAACACAAGCUUACAAGUCGCUUCCACUGCCAGUUCUGUACAGGCAGCAAGAAAUCAUUCAGCAGCCGAGCGAUGUUGGACAAGCACGUCCACCUUCGACACCGCGCGGAAGCCAUGAACCAGGAGGGAGGCACAGAUGAGGCCGACAGCUCCUCGGAACAUGACGGCGCUUCGCUGACUCGCCAUAGACGCCGAGCGGCCGCCAAGACAGAACACAACGAAGAGUACUCUCCCUCAAAAAAGUUAAAAUCAUCCUUCGCGCCGGCCUCCUAUUCUCCUCCCGAGUCCGGGUUCCGCUGCGCUCCCUGCGGCUUCACCACGGAAGACCAGGCCACGUUCCAGGCGCACAUUAGCCAGCAUCGAGUCGGGGUGGAGGGCGGCGGGCAGCAGUGCACUCAGUGCGGCGCCUGCUUCACUUCGAGCAAGUCGUUGGCACGCCACCUCUUUAUCACCCACAAGGUCCGAGACGCGUUCACCGAUCAACAUCAAGCCCUGAUCGUGGGCGCGGCGUUGUCUCCCGUUAACAGCAAGAAGCUCGAUGAGAAUUCUCUUGGUUUCCCCACAUCGCCCUCCUCGCAAACUCACGGUCAGGAAGAUGACGACACGCUUAACUGUAAAGUGUGCGGCAAACAUUUUGACAGGGCCACUGAUCUCAACACGCACUUCAGAACUCAUGGCAUGGCUUUUAUCAAUGCAAGAAACACGGUGAAACCAACCUAGGGUGUGAGUAGACCUUCACAACGUGCCUUAUUAUUAUAUUGAGGAUCAUCCUUGGCCAAAAAACAUAGCACCUCCUUUCUGAAAUCUGAUCACUGCGAAAUUUCCCCAGCGAACCUGAUCACAGGUUUUGUUUGGACUUAAAGGUCACAACCAAGGGCAAGAUUAUAUUGCAGACACCAACGUGAAAAUGGCUAAUCAUAAAAUCCUGCAGAUGGGAGGCUUUGCGUUUGACUCAUCGGUAUGCAAUUUAACCAGAUAUGAUACAAAUACAAAUUGUCACGUCAACAUAAAACAAAAAUGAUUCCUUCCAUCCAUUUUCAACGCCGCUGAUCCUGGAACAGGGUCGCUGGAGCCUAUCCCACUUUACUUCGGGCGGAAGGCCGACUACCCCGAACUGGUCGGCGGUCAGUUGUAGGGCAUAGAUCGUGAAAAACAACCAUUCACACCCACAUCCACACUGUCACCCAGUGGGAACCAACCACACGCUGCCCGCACGUAACUCAGGCGAGUGUACUGCGACGCCAUCAGUGACUCAAAGAUGAUUCCCAUCAGCCUUAUUAACCCUCUACGUGUAACACUCAGGAUAUUGUACAGGGCAGAACCUCCAAUGUCAAACACAAUCAGUUCCAAAAUCUGUGACUAGGCGAAAUAGCCAACACCGCAAAUGUCCUGUACGUGCAAUCACUGUACACGAGGGAAUGUGGAGUUGCUCUUUAGUGUUUGUCAAUUUUAUCUCGCUCACACACAACUCCCCUCAGGAAAUCUCAGAAAACACUUAAGAGUGCAUUCAAAGCGUUUCAACCAAAUUGUACUGUGACUCAUGAUGAUGAUGAUGAUGAUGAAUAUGACUGGUAUAACAAAUACGGCCUUCCUUUGUAACACCUGAAUAUCUGGUUGCUUGUUGCAGGACAGCACAGUUGCUUUUAAGAUGGCCCGUCGUCAUCUAAAAGUUCUACUAACAUGUACAAAUGUGUUUUACGUUAGGAAUGAGAAAACACACGACCGUUGGUCUGUGCCAGCUAGUCGAUUUGUAUUUCCAGUGGAUCCUUCAAAGUUCACCACAAUCCGUUCGUCGCUGCCCCGUAAGAUUGCAAGCGAUAAUUCAGUCAACUCAUUCACUCCCAUUGACGGCGAGAGACGCCAAAGACCCAUUUGAACUCUGCUGCCAGUGAAUGACUUACUGAACAUUUUAACAUUCUUACAUGUGUCAAAUCGACCGACUAAACCAAAACUUAAAUGACUCCCUCUACUAUCAAGACAUCGACAGCGCGAACAAGCAAUCGGCUUUAAAUAUUUUCAGUUGUAACUGCAUGAAAACCCUUACGGUAGACUUGAGUAUUUACUCACACUUAACUUUGACAUGUGGCAGAUUAGAUUUAAACCGUUAGGGGUGACCAUACAAUGUGCAUCCCAAUCAUCGAUGUCAAACUGGUUGUAGCGAGGAGCCAUGAGUGAUUCCUCACAAAAGGGAAAUUUCAAACUGUACUUUGGAGGUUGCACAGUAGUCACAAAGUAGACUGCUGACUUCCUCUCUGCAAAAGUUGACUAGUGCAGUGUUUCCCAACCUUUUUGGAGCAGAGGCACAUUUUUUUUACAUUCAAAACCCACUCGACCAGACAAAAACGUCACAAAAAGUACAUGUAUCCUAUUUUCGUUUCGGUUUACUCACAAACCUCAAUUGUUCUGGAUGUCACUGUAUGAUGCUGACAUUGAUAGAUGAACAAAGACACAUUUUAAGUGUUUUAUUUAUACUUAUAUAUUUUUGGACCAGUGAAAUUUUAUCAUUUCCCAGGGCACACUAGUGUUUGGGAAUCACUGCACUAUUACUAUACUUCAUGAGCAUGCUUCAGUUGAUUUCGUACCAUUUGAGUGAUCAAUUAUCACUUGUUGUGUUCUGCGUUAGUUGUUAAAGCCUUCUCAAAGCCUUUUGAAAAGGACUUUGUGACUUGUGAAUUAGGAUAUUUAAAAUGUUUGCUAUAUCGUGCCGUUGGUUUAAAAUAGCUACAUGUACAACAUGUGUAUCUUUCUUCCGGCAGAAGAGUUCGGGUGAUCGUAAAAUCGGUUCUUUGGUGGCCAUCGGCAGAGCUUAUUUUUAUGUAUUUGUCUGAAACACUUCCGUCAAUGUGCUGUUAUUGUUUGGAAGCAACAAGCUGUGUGCGAUUGUGAGCAGUCUCAGGUGACCAAUCGGUGCUUCAUCAAGGUUUUUGAUUUACAUGAUCAAAUGUUGAUGGAGAAAACGAAAUAAAAAUGUGCCCCACCGGUG